Gopherus evgoodei (Goodes thornscrub tortoise) is the source of this 660-nucleotide messenger RNA. RefSeq lists its product as uncharacterized. Lineage: Eukaryota; Metazoa; Chordata; Testudines; Testudinidae. The record is from RefSeq and is a predicted model, not a curated record. Bases 1 to 630 code for a protein of 209 amino acids. The transcript has 3 exons.
AUGGGAAGCUGCGGGGGCAGUGCCUGGGAUAGCAGCACACAGAGACUCCCGGCCCACCCUGCCUAUGAGCUCCAGCUCCCGAGGCUGCCUGCAGCGCCGAUCGCCUGCCGGGAGCUGGAGGGAGGAGCCGCGGCCGGGCCCGAACGCGACGCGGCAGGGGUGGUGGCUGAGGCCGGGGAACGCGCCCUGCAGCGCUUUUACGCGCACCGCGUGUUCGUGCAGGGCGAAGGCGAAGACUGGCGCGCCGGGAGCAGCUCCGAGGUGCUGAGCAAGGCGGUGGCGAAGCUGAUCGAGUGGCUGUACCCCGAGGACGCCAGGCCCGUGGGGAGCCACGAGCAGGAGCUGCACGUCCAGAGCCGCGCCAGCGCCUUCCACUUUCUCAUCCCGCUGCGCUUCCCCCCCGAGCUCCGGCUGAUGGGCCGCAGGCCGGUCCGGGACCCGAGCGCCCUGGAAACGCGGCUCCCCACCUACAUCUGCGGGGCGGGGCGCGGCGCUGCCGGUGUUCCGCUGCGGGAGCGGAGUGGUGCUGGAGCGGGACACGCUGCGAGCGGAGGGGGCCACCGCCUACUGCGAUGCGCCCAGGGCAGCGGAGAGAGACAAAUUCAAGGAUUAAUUUGUUGUGCCCUGUGAUUUGGGGCUUUGUCCCACAUUCGAUCCUUG